This is a messenger RNA of Biomphalaria glabrata, 5056 nucleotides long. RefSeq lists its product as uncharacterized. The record is from RefSeq and is a predicted model, not a curated record. NCBI's taxonomy places the organism in Eukaryota, Metazoa, Mollusca, Gastropoda, Planorbidae. The coding region runs from base 370 to 1539 and encodes 389 amino acids. The transcript has 4 exons.
GUUGUGAUAAAAAUCUGGCUAUAUUGUUGGUCCCAGUAUCAUACACUGUAUUAUACUGUAACUAAUGACUAUAAUUAUAAUCUAUUGUCAAUAGUAUUGAUAUUAAUUAAAUCAUAAUAUCAAGAUCAUGGAUAGUAUCAGGAAAUUGGUCAACAAUAAUAGAAUAAUUUUUUUACAAACGAUGGACACUUUCCUUUUUAUUAAUGCAUUUCCAGGUCUUCAUCCAUCAAAAAGACUGCUAGAUGGAGUUAACUGCUUACACAUUCACCAACAGAUAAGUUAUUGCUAAUGCCUUAGGCCAAGACAGAAUUGAACGCUCGUUUAAACGCUACAGGUGAUUCUAAUGCCAAUUCUUAUCUUCUUGAUGCCAUGUUGAAAGUGGACGAUUUUCCUGAAAAGUUCAUUAAGUUUUGUGAUGACCAUGACUGCUGCACUAAUCUUAGAAAUCUUAUAUCGGAAGAAAUGCACAGAAUUUCAUCAAGACUGAAUUCUACAUCUGCUCAUACAUGCUCAUUUAAUUCAAGAAAAAUUUCUAGUGAAGCUUCUAAUGGAGAGCACACUCAAGCCACUAUGGCCAUUCCUAGACAUAGUGAACAGGAAAAUAAUUUAAAUCAGAAUGAAAUAGCUUGUGAAAUGAAUUUAGAUGCUGAACGCAAUAUGAAGGAAGAACUAACAAUGCCUAGCUAUAAUGAAGCUCUUGUCCUUCAGGAGAAGGAUCAUAAUAAACUAAAUGAAGAAGCUCCAUGCACUUUGAUGGCAGGUUUAAAUAAUAACAGCCAAGGUGCUAAUAAACCUUCAAUGCUUGAUAAGGAACUCUGUGAUUUAACAAGUGCCGGUAGUCAAGGUUCUGAUGAUUCAUAUUAUUUGACAGACUCUGACACAACUGACUGUGUUGAACCAAACCAUGAAAUUGAUAGCCUCAAAGAAACUGUCCCAAAAAAUAUAUCUGAAUGUGAUGAUGACACCCAAUACAUGUCAACAUUAAAUGUUUCAGAAAAAGGGAACAAUUCUAAAAUUAAUACUGCCAUUGCUGCUGGAAAACUGACAAAUGAUGAUGCUUUAUCCAGUGGCAUCCACGGGGAAGGUCUAGAGAAAGAAAAGCAAUCUAUGGCUGUUCUCAAUAUUUCCAAUAGCUCAGCAGAAGAUGGAUCAAAUAACAACUGUUCACUAUCUGUGAUGUCUGAAAAGCUGGAGCCAUGUUCACAAACGGAAGUGAAACAACUGUUUGAUGGACACUGUGAAGAAAAAGAAUGUUUAGAUGAUUUUUCCACAUUUACAGAUUCUAUACUUGGUGAUUUCCCAGAAAUUCUUAAAGAGACUUGUGAAGAACCACAGAUCAGCUUGAAUUCUGUUCAAGGCUUUAGUGGUACACCAGAUGUAUCUGAGAGAAGUGAAGCUGCUGCUUCUUCUGGUUCAGCCAUUUCUCAGGAUGAAGCUCCAUUUCCACUAUCUAUGAAGCAUGAAGCUUCUAUAGUUUUAAAUGUCUUUAAAAAUAUGGGACAUUGUAUACUCCAACACAUGGUCAACAGUUUUGAAUGAAGUUAUUUAUGCUAAAGUAUACCUUAUACUUUACUAUGCAAUACAGAAGGAAAACCAAUCUUUGAAUGUAAUGCAUAGUUAUGGUGGGAAAAAAAGCACUUGUUUUUUCUUGGAACAGGUAAGAUAUUUUUAAGCCGUCAUAUGAUCCUGAGAAAUGUACUGCAACUACACCUUAGUUCUGGCUUCUACCUUCAUCAUGGCACUCAUGUAUCUUAGCUUUUCUUCCUUCACCUCCAUGGUGGUCUUGGUCUGUCCAGUUUCUUUCUGUAUUUGUGACUUUUAUUCUUGUGCCAGUCUUAGAAUGUUUUAUACUUUGUAAAGUGAGUGCUAUGGCAGCAUCUCUUGUGAGAAUUGUAUUAGUUAUCAAUUGGUUGGUAGAAACUAGGUUAAAUUCGAAGAAUUUUUUUUUUAUUAUGAUUAGAUCAUUCUUAUUUUUGGAGAGAGGGUCUUGAACUUGUAGGAGAUGUAGUUUUUUUUUUGUCUGUAUUCAAAAUACACAAACCAUUUUUUCACUAUAUUAUCCGCCUAAAUAUUUAUAACAACAUUCUCGUACCUACCGAUGCAAAAAAUGAUUCAGUAAAGGUUUUGUUUAUUACAAGAAUAAAAUUGCGAACUAAAAGAAGUAACAGUCCUACCUAAAAAAAAAAAAAAAGUUCCCCCUUUAGACCUUGUGAUCAAUAGGGCAGAUGAUGCAAACGUCAACAAGGACUUUGUUCUAAUUCAACUAGUCUAGCACAGCCAUGGAGGUGAUGCUGCCCAACUUCUGGCUGCCUCAAUUUUAGCUACAAUAAAAAAAAGAGGGCUGAUUUAUAUAUAUAUAUAUAUAUAUAUAUAUAUAUAUAUAUAUAUAUAUAUAUAUAUAUAUAUAUAUAUAUAUAUAUAUAUAUCCUAUUUUGUAUCUUGAACAAUGUUCUACAUGGAAUUUAGGCAGCCAUGCAUGGAAAGAUUCUGAAGAAAGAUGGUACCCGGUAUCUAUAAAGUAAUUUGGCAUAGUAGAUAUCAAAUGCAAGGAGCUCCUCCAUAAUCUGAGCCUAGGUCAACUCUAUCCUUCUAUGAGAAUACCAAAACUACAUAGUUGCACCUGAUCAGGCAGAAACAUUUUUUAUGGGAUUCGGGAGAAAAUGACAACAAAAGAGAUUAACUACUCAGUAAUCAAUUGAGCAGUGAAAUAAAAAACUCUACAUUGAUGGUACUUUUUGAAUUUCUUUUCACAAAUGUACAUUAUCAGAAAGAUGGUGCAUUGUCCUAACUGUCCUAUAUGCUCUGCUGUCAGAGAAGAUGAAACUUAUUGGCUUGUGUUUGAAGCAGUAAAAAAAAAGUUGUGGCUAUAUCGGAAGCCUUAUCUAUUCUAUUGACUUUGAGCAAGCAGUCACUGGACUAGAAAUCUUCAAUCAACAUGUCUAUUGUGUGCAAUACAUGGCCUGUCUGUUUCACCUGACAAAAAUAAUAUGGGUGAGAAAUAGGCAGAUAAAAAUUGUCUAGCGAGAUUCAACAAUAAUCUGAAGUUUGCUUUGGCAAUUGGGAGGAUAGCUGCUUUCUAUCUUGGACUUAGAUUUGGCUGUAGAAACACUGGCUAAUGAAUUACCUGAAGACCUUACUCCAAUCAUUUACUGGAAGAUCUUUAUAACAGACAUCUUUAUCAUGGUAGAACUGUUUCCUCCUCUUAUGUGGUCUGUAUAUCAAAGAACAUUAUAAUUUGUACCUAUUUGUAGAUUAUGAUUUCACUUUGUUUUUAAAUAAAUACAAGAAUGGAUUAAUGAAAAUGGUGAAAAACAUAAUACAUGUAUAAAUAGGCCAAUUUGGUUAAUUAAGGAACAACAUAAAAGCAAAGUACAUUAUGGUGUCAUGUGACAUAACAAUAAUUACACAACAAAUAGACAACAAUAACUAUUGUUCUCAUUCAUAUUCCAUAUAGUAACACUUUUGUAUCAUUUCUUUUAAAGGCAUAAUAUAAUGAAAAUUUUGUACCAAAAACUAAGGUGGUGCCAACUGGCAUGCUUUGCUUUUUGUUAAUGGAGUAACCUGCAUAGGACCAGUCUUGUUUUUUUUGUUUUAAGUCCUGGACAUAAUGAUUUUCUAAGAUUUUUUGUAAAUAAUCAUUUAGUGUACUUGAUUUGUUGCAACAAUAUUAUAAAUAAUAAUUAUAUUAUUAAAUAUUGGUAUUGGGUUAAAUAUGUUUUUUAUUUUGCUGUGUCCUCCAAUCAUUUGUAACUAACCCUAACUUGACUUGUUGAUUUAUUAUUUCUAUGUUAGAACACACAAAAUGCCAUUGUUAAGAAUCUGGCAUCACUUUUUUUUUAACUGCCUCUAUUCUUGCAAUGUAACUUCAGACAUAAUUGUUAUUGGUCAUGUGAUAAAUAACAAAAUAUUAAAGUUAUGCUUCCAAAACAAUUCAGUAUUUGAACAGUACAGUAUUGAGUUUCAUGACAAAAUGAUACAUUUGUAAGCAGUGAAUUAGUUGUGUGUGGAGAGGCCUUGAAAGGCAAAAAUAAAAAUUGUUACAAGUACUUUGCAUUUACUGAACAAUAUAUGAUAUGUUUGUGAUAUUUUGUUUUAUUUAUUGUGCCAUUUAAAGAACUCAGUUUAUUGAUUCAUUACAUUAAAAACUAAAAACCAUGUUAAAUUAAGACCUUGUGAAAGGCUUUAUUCUUGUAAAAAAUGUACAUUAAGUGUACAGAAGCAUGAAGCACACAAAGAUGACAAUCAACAGUUCAAAGUACAAAACAUGAACUCAAUACUGACACAAAUACAAGUAUAAACUGCUCAUAGAUGUUAAAUAAUCAAUACCAUGUUUUGAACCCAAUUUAAGAAUUAAUUUUUUUUGUUUGUUUUUCAAAUUGACUGAUUGACAUACUUUUAUUUAAAUUCUGCAUAAAACGUUGUAAUAUUCCAUUUGUUAUUUAGAUGGUUCAAAACGUUUAAUAACUUAGUCAUUUUAUUUCAUAACUUAUAGUCUUUUCGUCACAUCUAAAUUAAAAAAAAAAAAAGGAAAAUGUGAGUUUUUAGACAUUGCCUAGGUCAAAUCGUGACUGGCCAAGUCCAUCAUCUGUGAUAGUCUUUAGUAUUCUCUCCAAAACGUUUUUUUAUUGUUAGAACUAGAUAACUACAGUAUCUAGGAGUCUUCACUUUAACUUGAUCUUGCAUUACCCCCCCCCCUUUUUUUUUUCCUUUUAAAGAAAUUAAAUAGGGAACUAGUUCCAUGGGCUGCUGUCAGACUGAUUUUAAAAAGAUGGUCAGAUAUACAUACAUAUGUAGGCCAAGCCUAGUCUACUAUAGUGUGUAAUCAACGCUUCUAACGUCGCAUGGAAACGUGGUGAAAAUCUGUUUUGGAUGCGCUGGAAAAUUACGCUAUAAAAACAUCAAUUACUAAGUUAUUUUUAUAAAUAAAAACAUUAUAAUAUAGUCAUUAUCUGUAAAUCAAAACACGUAUAUAUCACAAAUUGUCAAAACCAUUAUUUGAUUACCUGUAGUUGAAGUUACUUUGAUAAAUUCCGAUCAUUAAAACAUCAAAUCAAAA